AACGUUCUAUUGACGGUGGGCCCACUGUUUUUGAAUGUCACACAAACACAUGAGGAGCGUGGAGAGAAUUGUAGAGACGCUGUUGUCUAGAGAUUCACCAAAACAUGUCUACUACAUUCAGAUUUCAGGAGCAUCUGUAUUGGUGGCUGGAGAACUUGCUUCCAAAUCUUUCGUGCCAUGGUCACCAUCAGAUGCUACAUUCGAUGACUAUGAGGGUGCUACAAAGCUUCGUGAGCUUAUCAGAGCUUAUCCUUCCAGGGCUGUUGACAACUACAUCCUAGAGUUGGCCGCCGAAUUCCAAUCUGUGCAAACGGCUCUCAUAUUCCCGCCUGUCAUUUACGGACAAGGUCAAGGAUAGAAGAGACACCGGUGGUACACUAGGUUUUGAAAAUGGUUUUUAUGUAGCUCCUACAAUAUUCACCAACGCGAAGCCUUCGAUGCGCAUGUGGCACGAGGAGAUCUUUGGUUCCUGUUGUGGCUAUUGCGAAGUUUUCGGAAGAGAGUGAGGCCAUUCAUCUCGCGAACGAUACUACCUAUGGGCUUGGAGCCGCCGUAUUCACAAGAGAUCUCGAGCGGGCCCACCACGUGGCUGCCGAGAUCCAGGCUGGAAUGGUUUGGAUAAAUAGUAGCCAAGAUUACGAUCCACGUGUGCCUUUCCGUGGUGUCAAGCAAAGUGGUAUUGGCCGAGAGUUGGGCGAGGCUGGACUAGAGACUUCCUCACAAAUUAAAGCUGUGCAUGUUAAUAUGGGCAAUAGGCUCUGAUCGAGACUUCAGUAGUAGGAUCGAACACAC
Messenger RNA from Truncatella angustata, 792 nucleotides. RefSeq lists its product as uncharacterized. Lineage: Eukaryota; Fungi; Ascomycota; Sordariomycetes; Amphisphaeriales; Sporocadaceae. The record is from RefSeq and is a predicted model, not a curated record. The transcript is spliced from 2 exons. Bases 35 to 358 code for a protein of 107 amino acids.